AUGGCCAGCGCACUACGGCAAAACCGCUACCUUGUGUGGCUCAACAAGAUCCAUGAGAACAAGCCCAAGACCUUCCUCGUCAACUUUGUGCGCUCCCGCUUCAUCUGGACCAUUGAGCCGGAGAACGUCAAAGCCAUGUCUGCCGUCGUCUGGAAGGACUUUGCUGUGUCCCCCACCCGCCGCAACAACAAGGCCACCUACCCAUUUGCCGAUAAGGGCGUCAGCACUGUUGACGGUGCAGAGUGGGAGCACGCCCGCUUUUUGAUCAAGCCUUUCUUCCAGCGCGAGGUCUAUACCAACACCGAACGGCUCCGCGCGCACACCGAUCAGUUCUUGGAUAUCUUGCCAGGGGACGGUGAAACCUUCGACAUACAGCCCCUGCUUCAGCGAUGGUUCCUCGAUGUGAACUCCGACUCUCUCUUUGGAGAGUCGAUUGGGAGUCUUGGCCACCCCGAGCGGGCCAGCAUCAUCUGGGCCAUGAGAGACGUGCUCAGGUUCCUGAGGCUGCGACUGCAGUGGUACAAGUAUCUUUUUCUUUUCCGGAAUCAGGCGUGGCUGGACUGCGUCGGCGAGGUUCACGCUUUCAUCAACAAGCAGAUGGAGCGCACUUACGCCGAGUUGGAACAGUUUGAGCGCAUGGGCAAAGACCCUCACGACGGCGAGCGCAAGGACUUGAUCUGGUACAUUGCGUCAUACGUCAAGAAUCCGGACGAGCUCCGCUCUCACCUAAGCCUCAUGUUCGUUCCAAACAACGACACUACCUCUAUUUUCAUUAGUCACGUUCUAUGGAACCUGGCACGACGGCCAGAUAUUUGGGAAAGGCUGCGCAAGGAAGUCUUGGCUCAUGGAGAAAACGGGCUAAACUUCGAGGUGCUUCGAAACAUGAAGUACUUGAACGGCGUGCUGAACGAGACCCACCGACUCUAUCCUAAUGGUGUCACGCAAGUUCGAAGGUGCAUCAAGGAUACAACCUUGCCUGUCGGGGGUGGACCGGAUGGCACAGAGCCCAUAUUUGUGCGCAAAGGCGACGUUGUCCAGGCCAACAAAAAUGUCAUGCACAGAGACCCAGAUAUCUGGGGGCCCGACGCUCUGGAGUUCAAGCCCGAGCGGUGGGACGGCAUGCGCCCGUACUGGAACUUUGUGCCUUUUGGCGGCGGCGCUCGCAGGUGCCCCGCCCAGUUUCUGGUCAUGACCGAAGCUGCAUACAUGCUGGCACGCCUGCUGCGUAUAUACAAGCGCAUCGAGGCUCGAGACCCUGCGCCUUAUGUUGGAGUGAUGCGUGUUGGUCCUUCGAACCUUACUGGUGUUCAGGUAGCGCUGUAUAAGGAUUGA
Messenger RNA from Diaporthe citri, 1332 nucleotides. RefSeq lists its product as uncharacterized. The record is from RefSeq and is a predicted model, not a curated record. Bases 1 to 1332 code for a protein of 443 amino acids. Gene Ontology annotation, molecular function: iron ion binding; oxidoreductase activity, acting on paired donors, with incorporation or reduction of molecular oxygen, reduced flavin or flavoprotein as one donor, and incorporation of one atom of oxygen; heme binding. The transcript is spliced from 3 exons. Lineage: Eukaryota; Fungi; Ascomycota; Sordariomycetes; Diaporthales; Diaporthaceae.